Messenger RNA from Salvia miltiorrhiza (redroot sage), 1691 nucleotides. RefSeq lists its product as uncharacterized. Bases 252 to 1379 code for a protein of 375 amino acids. Lineage: Eukaryota; Viridiplantae; Streptophyta; Magnoliopsida; Lamiales; Lamiaceae. The transcript is spliced from 2 exons. The record is from RefSeq and is a predicted model, not a curated record.
UAUUAUUAUUAUGUAAAAACCCCACGAGUAAACCAUGAAAUAAGAUGUUGCACAAAACGUGUCAACUAUGUUUGAACAUAGCCUCCCGCCAAGGACACGGCGGCAUUUUUUUUCACAAAACUAAACGAAGCAAAGCAUAUAUUCUUUGCCCUCUUACACCAAUUCCUUCCUUGAUAAAUCAACACUGCCAUAUUUCCUGACUUUUCCCAAUUCAUUCAUCCAAAAAUUUGUCCCAAAAUUCAUUAAAAAAUAUGGAGCUCGAAUUAGGACUCAAGUUAACGAGUGUCACCGACGAGUUCACCUCGGAUUUUCGGAUAGCAAAAGACCGCGCCAGCCCCGUCUUCGUGUCUAGAGAAACAGAUUCCAUGUUCUUCCUCACUGCUCAUCUCAGAGGUUAUAAGAGAAGGAACAUAAAGAUCGACAUAAACGAGGACGGGAGCUUGAUCGGAAUAGGCGGCGAAAAGCAGGUGCAAGAAACGGUAAUGGUGGGGUGGAAAGUUUACAAGAAAGAGGGAGAGAUCAAGGGAUUCAAGAAAGUUUUUAGAAUUCCACAAGGGGUGAUCUUGGACAAGAUCAAGGCCAAAUUUAACAACGACGAAUCGACUUUGUCGAUCACCAUGCCGAAGAAGGAAAAAGGAAUCCGCGUGGGCACAGCCAUUGAAGAAGUCGAGGACAAGCCGGAGCUCGUUAGGGCGGGGUCCGGGAGUUUGCAGAUUGCCGAUGAAAAGAGCCCGAAAGCAGAGACUUCAAACCUGGAGAUGGAUGAGAAAUCCAAGGCAAGAAUCGGAGAAAACGAAGCAGUUGACCAAGCACCUUCCAAUAGUGGUGAGGCGAAACCUGAAGAAGAGAAACACCAAGAGAAACCGGAAGAAGAGAAACACCAAGAGAAACCAGUUUCAGCUCAUGAUUUCAAAGAUGGCAAAGUUGAUCACGUGGAAGCUGACACGUGCAGGGAGGACGAGGAGAAACAGAGAAACACAGACGAUGUACGAGGAAUAACUGAACCUAAAGAACACGAGGAAAAAGAUGAACCGGAUACUUACAAGCAAGAUCUUGAUAAAAGAUUGGACAAAGACAGAGUCGAGCCUUCCGCCAUUGAACCUAAAGAACAUGAGGAAAAAGAUGAACCGGAUACUUACAAGCAAGAUCUUGAUAAAAGAUUGGACGAAGACAGAGUUGAGCCUUCCGCCAUUGAACCUGCUGAAGAAGCUCCAGAAGCUGAACCUGUGCCGGUAGAGGGUGAUGGAGAGAGGCCUCCGGAGAAAAGGUUCAAAUUAUGUCUGCCCAUCGUUGCUGGCUCGACUUUACUUCUGACAUUUGUGGUGUUCGUCUUCCAAAUGAUAAGAAGCAAGAACCAAACUAGCAGGAGGAGGGACUGAUUCUAUAGCUGCAGAGACUGUCAAAUUGUUUCAAGAAUAUAAAUUAACUUCAAAAAUGUAGACUGCCUGUUUUCAAUUCGUAGUCUGAUUUAAGUCUUCAGCGAAAUGUAGGCGUACUAAGGUCGUACAUUUCAGAGGAAUACUCAGAAAUAUGACCAUAGAAGCCGUUUUCCUGUAAGAAUAAGCAUGCAGCACAACACAACUAGAAACGUGUUCCGUCUCAAAAGCACCGUAUGCUUAAUUCCAUAUCAGUGUUUUCCAAGUGUUUCUUCCAUAACGAAUGGAGAUAUGCCCGUGGCAACUCAAAACUCA